Messenger RNA from Hevea brasiliensis (rubber tree), 762 nucleotides. RefSeq lists its product as uncharacterized. Lineage: Eukaryota; Viridiplantae; Streptophyta; Magnoliopsida; Malpighiales; Euphorbiaceae. Bases 1 to 762 code for a protein of 253 amino acids. The record is from RefSeq and is a predicted model, not a curated record. The transcript is spliced from 5 exons.
AUGCCCUUGUCUGCAAAGCUUUGGUAUACGCUUCAGUCACUCGUAGCCUGUUACAUACAUGACUGCCCUCUUGGAAGUAAUCUCUUCUGCAAUAACAAAAGAUCAAGGAUAUCAGGACUAUUGCUCUUCGACUUGAGGCUUUCCAUUCUUGAACAAGGAAUGAUUAUCAUCCAGCCACAACAAAGGGGACUAAGAAAACAGAAACAUAUGAGUUGCAGAGUUCAAAAGGUUGAAGUGAGCAGUGAGGUAUACAAAAGAACCCUAGUCCUCAACUCCGGAGUCCGGAGACUUCAAAGAUUCUACUCUUAUUCUUCAAUGAUUCUCUCAAUGCACAGACCAAAGAUUCCCACAUUUUUCUAUUCAAUGAGUCUUCCACGAACACCAACCUCUUCCCUCUCAGCAUCUCCAACAUCUUUCUCCCAUCGAACCUGCACAAUUCUAACAACACAUUAUAGAGCGCCAAAAUCUAGAAAACCGAAUAAAAUGGAAUCGACCUUAGACCUUGGAAUUCGACACCCAUGCGGCCUCCAUCGGUUGAAGCAGUUAAAGGCAUCAUCGGCAAAUGGGCCAGUGACAGAAGAAAGCGUGCAAUUAUCGGGCAAGUUCGAGACGAGACAUGUGUUCGAUGAUUUGAUUGAAGAGAAGGGAGAGAUACAGAUUGCCGCAAAGAGAAGGCGAGAAGAGAGAGCAGAGGCGGUGAAGGAUGAAGAGUGGCUGGCUAGUGAAGUCGAGAGCAAGAGAAGUGAGAGAAGGAGAAAGUAA